GAGGCUGAACGGCUCGAGUAAAGUCCGUCCGUCCUCGCACAGACUACGGAAGACAACCGAACGUAACCGACACCGGGAGGCGAGCCGAACGUGGCCGUGGAACUUGCUUAAACAUUUUCACGCCACAGCCGACAAAAAAAAAAAAAAAAAAAAGAUUUCCACUCGCUCUACCCCUACAUCCGCCAGACUAAAUCAUAGUAACACGAGUGGUAUUUAAUAAUAAUUAUAAAAAAGAAAAAUGCAACCCAAUGGCUCCUGUUUACCGUUGAAGAAUCUCCUACUCUGAGGUGUAGUUUCUCUUCAAGAGGCGAGGAAUGCUAUCUGAGCAUCAAUGUUUCACUGGGGAAAGUGGAAGAAAAGGAUGGGAGCCAAUAGUUCUUCAAAGAAACCCGUUUUCGACGAAAAGGAAGAUGUGAACUUUGACCACUUUCAGAUAUUGCGGGCCAUUGGGAAGGGCAGCUUUGGAAAGGUAUGCAUCGUUCAAAAGAGGGACACAGAGAAGAUGUACGCCAUGAAGUACAUGAACAAACAACAAUGUAUAGAAAGAGAUGAGGUCCGAAACGUCUUUAGGGAGCUUGAGAUUCUACAGGAAAUUGAACAUGUUUUUUUAGUAAAUCUCUGGUACUCAUUCCAAGAUGAGGAGGACAUGUUCAUGGUGGUGGACCUCCUACUUGGAGGAGACCUUCGUUACCACCUGCAGCAGAGUGUCCCCUUCAGCGAGGAUGCCGUUAAGCUUUACCUCUGUGAGAUGACACUUGCACUAGACUACCUGCAAAGCCAGCACAUCAUCCACAGAGAUGUCAAACCAGACAACAUUCUUUUGGAUGAACAAGGCCACGCUCAUCUGACAGACUUUAACAUAGCGACAAUAAUAAAGGAUGGAGAGCGAGCAACGGCCUUAGCUGGAACCAAGCCGUACAUGGCUCCAGAGAUCUUUCAGUCCUUCUUGAAUGGAGGGAUGGGCUAUGCCUUUGAGGUAGACUGGUGGUCACUAGGGGUGACAGUCUUCGAAGUUCUACGGGGAUGGAGGCCUUAUGAGAUCCAUGCCAGUAACUCACUGGAGUCUCUGAUCCAGCUCUUCAGCACAGUCAGUGUCCAGUACAGCCCAGCCUGGCCCAAAGACCUGAUUUCUCUCCUGAGAAAGCUACUUACAGUGAACCCUGAGCAUCGUUUCUCCAGUCUGUCUGACAUGCAGACGUCUCCCUACCUCGCAGACAUCAACUGGGAUGCCAUUUAUGAAAAGAAGAUGGAAGCCGGAUUUGUUCCAAAUAAAGGUCGCCUCCACUGCGACCCAACCUUUGAGCUGGAGGAGAUGAUCUUGGAAUCACGUCCCCUUCACAAGAAGAAGAAAAGACUGGCAAAGAACCGGUCUCGAGACAACAGCAAAGAUUCACAGUCUGAGAACGACUAUCUACAGGAGUGCCUUGAAGCGGUGCAGCAAGAGUUCAUGAUCUUCAACCGUGAGAAGUUGAAAAAGCGUCAAGAAGAGGGUCAUAGUGAGGCUGGGGGUGACGAUGCCAGUGGAGAUGGAGAUGCGGAGGCCGUCGGCACCGACGACGACGCUGCCGAGCCUGAAGCGGAACCAGAGCCCGAGUCCUCUUCAAAACUGAGCAUGUGUGGCUCGGUGUGCUCCUCCCCUGGCAGCUGCUAGUGUCACAUCAGCUCACAGUGCAGGAUACAGGAUGAAGAUCUCUCAGUGCCAUGCCAGUAGAUAUAUUCUCCCCACUCCCCUUUGCAGUAGCCAGGAGGGGAGGAAGCACACAGCAGCAGGAACUGACGCACUGCAGGACCCAAUUAAAUUUUUUUUUUUUUUUUUGUAGCACCCUUCCCCCGGUAAGGCAAGAAUGAAGCAGAUUCUCCACCUCCUUCUCCGCCCUUCACAAUGCUCCAACUUCUAUGCAAUGUUACACUUCAUUCACAGCAUGACAAACAGUACCACACACUAGGAGAUGAAGCAGAAUGCUCGGCAAAGAUGAUGACAUCCUGAGCAAUAGCUGUUCACGAUAUUUUGGUUGCUUUGGUGGUUUUAGUGGAGAUGAUUCUCCUCUCCUCCUCUUCAAAAUGAGCCUAGGAUGACUGAAUAAUUCAACAUGCACAGGCAAUUUUACAGUUUUACAGCCUGUCUCUACUUCACUCCUGCCCCUGGCUUCUCUUAUGUCAUGAAUGCUCUAAUUCAGAGUAAUUGUUGUUCUUCUUAUGUAUUGGCAUACUUACUGUACUUACUGUAUAUUGCUGCACCUUCAGAAAAUCAUUGGCGUUUAGGCAACAAUGGCAAGCUAAGUAGUAGUAGUUGAUUAUUUGCAUUAUUCACAUUUAAACCAUGAAUUUUAGAGGCUUUCAUUUAUAUCCACUAUAAUUUAUUGAUUGCAUCUACAAAGUCAGUGAACCCAUGUAAAGAUGCAUUAUCUCAGACGUAGUAUCCUGUAUGCUCUGACUUAAGGUAAGUAGCUUUUCGGAGUAAAUAUCAAAAAGUUGAAAAUUAAGUCUGUUUCUCAAAAUAUUUUGUUUUUCUAGAUCGCCCUCCUGCAGUGCUCAUCCAGGGGAUUAAACUAACAAGAUGUCAGUAAUUCAAAUUGUUUUCCCAAUCAAAGUCCAGUAUUACCAUCGUGAUAGUGGUGCAUUUAAGGCGGGACCGUUAUUUUUCUUUUAAACUUGAGAACAUGUAGCAAUGAUCCACCCGUCAUAAAAUGAAAAACAUGUAAAUAGCAUACAUUGUGUAUGUAAAUAACUUCACCACAGUUUUAUGUGGGGCUGCAAACGCGACAUAUGUCAACUCAACUAAAGGAGGAGGUGUGUGAAGUCAAUCCUUUGUAUUGCUUCAUUCUGCUUUUAGCUCCAAGUGUGCAGGCACAUCUUGUAGGCAACAUAGGCCAAAGCUUUUCUACCAUUUGCAUAUCCAUUUCUCGGGAAGUGUGUGAAUGUAUCUUUCUUCUUUCUGUAUGACAUGGAUUUAACAGUCCAGUGUACAAUCAUAUUGCCAAGAUGUAGAAACGGGGAAUUUAAUGACGUGCAAAAGAGAGAAUUCUCCGGCCUGUGAGGUUGUUAGCUUAGUUUAGCGUAAUUUCAAUGCAAGAAUGUUGAGGAAUUGCCUAAAAGCUUGCAAUCCACUGUUGAACCCUCCUUUUGUUGUUCUACGUCAUCCACAGGCACAUGUCUCAAGGUGAUAUAGGAGAUUAAAAUUGGCUUAUGUCAUGGAAAUGGAAAUGCGUUAACUCUUUUCAACAGUAGUCUGGUAGAUUUAUUAGUGUUGGGAGCAGUUAGUAAUAUAUUACAUUUUCCCAUGAUUGUAAUGAUAAUGAAGAAAGCCGAUUCCUAGUUUUGGCUAAUCAACUUUCAUCUUACAAUGGAGCCUGUAGGGUCGAACGCAAUUCAUCACAGGAUGUCGGACAACCUUUGAUUUGUUUGGAUUCGUGAGGAAAAUAAAUAAUAAUAAACGCUGUGAGGCGUAACAAUACGUCGUCAUGUGGCAGGAGAAAGCAUGCUCAGUUACCACCAUACUUGCAGUUUUUCAUUGGAUUGUUUCAUAUUUGUGGCCUAAAAGUAUAUCUCAUGCAAAUAUUUACUGUAAUUUUAGCAUUUCGCGGUUAUGAAUGGCAAACAAUGAACUAAUUAGCGCUGCGGCGUAAAAAUACGUUAACACGUUGCGCAAACAAGUACGCUCAGUACUGCUGUACUUAGUUUUGUCUGUGGGUGUUUUAUGGCCUUAAAGUGUUUUUCAUACAAAUAUUUCCUGUAAACAUGAUUUUACAACUACAUUACUGUAGGUUAAUGAUGAUGUGUUCUGAGUUAUGUACAAAUUAGGAUCACACCACCCUAGGAGCAGAACGUUUCAUCUAUCCAGGAACCCUUGUAAUGUCACAAGAUUGCGGGUUUGAAUCCUUCUGACUUCACAGGCAGUUAAUCCUUUGAUGCCUGGUGGUGAGGUACGCUGACAUUUGACAUGAAAUUCUUCAGAACCUUUUUGAGGCAAAUACCCCCACAUAUUGUGUUGGUUCAUAAAAGUUAUAUCUUUGGGGUGUUUGAAUUAUGAUGUUCCAAUGUAAAUUUGUCUUUUUAAAAAAACAUUAGCGCAUUUCCCAAAAAUUUAAUAAGAGUGACUAGCAUUAUUAAAUGAGGCAAUACGUAGCAUCAUCCAAGUCUGUCAUAUACAUUUUUUUUUUUUUUUUUUUUUUGCAUGUACCUUGACAGUAUAAACCUGAUUUUGCCAACGCCUGGAGCUUGAGCUUUAAUGGCUGAUUUGUGCAUGCACAAGCUGUUGAUGAUAGCAUACCUCCAUACUCUCACCAUUGUUGACCCCAAGUGCAACUGGCCUGCGUGACUAUUUCUGGUGGUUUUACUGUACAGAAGUGCAUAAACCUGGUCUUAGAUGGCAUGGUAUCGUUGUAUGGCAUGGUUUACCUUCUGGGAUCCUGUAGUUUGUCUUGAUACUUUUAAUGUUCAUACAGCAGUGAGAGUGUUUUUUUUUUUUUCCUCCGGGCUCUCCCUGAGGUUGAUGACUUGUUAUUAUGGCGACUGCAGUUUGACGACAGUAAACAAAUACAGGCAUUUAUGACAAGGUGAAGGAAAUGAAAGAAACCAAGUCACUCAUUAUGGAGUGAGUGGAAUGAGGGUUUCCUUUUCGCACGAUCAAAAUACUGAAUAGUUGGUGGAGUUCAUUAAAAACAUUCUACACUAAAUAAAUACAAGCCUGUGUGCAUUAUGCUGAAUGCCAAUUAUUUGUAAAUGGAUAACUGAUUUUGAUGAUUCGGUGUAGCUUUCAAUAGUAAUCUGUUGUUUUGUUUUUGGAUAGCAGUGAUCAUUCCCAGAUGGACAUCGCUCAUGUUCCUUUUAAUUGUUAAUGUUUGGAUGCUCGUAGGUGUUUUCAAAGCACUCUGUGCUCGUAUUUGACCAGCAAAUCAUGUCUCCUAAUCAGCCGCGGUCCAGUCGAUGUCCUCGAGGUAUGCAAAAGUGUCGAUUUCUUUUUAACUGGGUCGAUUUUAUUUUGAAAGUUGGUGCCCUGUUACCUUUACGAUGCAAUUUAUGUUAUUCCUAUCUUCCAUACAAUCCUGCAGUGCAUCAUUUUGUGCGACAGAAUUUUUAUUAGGCGUUUGGUGAAAAGCCUUGUAUUGUAAACUUACUGAAACUGCUUGUGUGUUCACAACAUGCUGCUUCAACUGCUUUCGUAAAGAAAUAAAACUCCUUCCCGGAAGGUGCCUUUUGGCUUUCUUUUUUUUUGUGUCUGUUUUGAAUAAAACCUCUGUCGAAGACGGGUAGAGGUGAGUCAGUGGUGUCCCUCGGCCUAUUUUAGGGAUGGAAGGACGGAUACAAAGGUUGUCAAGAAAAUAAGUUGAUCACUGCUGCUAGGAAGAGUUAAUUCCAGCAAACAGCAAGUCCCAUGCUACUUAGCUACGCGAGCUAAUUAGUCUGAAAUGCAUUGAGAAGGUCCUGCUUGUUUACAUAAAGAUGAAGAGGUUUUUAGAGUGAACUUUAUGCAUGAGCGUAUUCACCAAUGAUUAUCAUCAGUGAAUAAUAAUGCCCUUGUUAUAAUCACUCUUCCGGCCCUGUUGGAAAUGAAACAUAAAACAUUUCAGUUCAUUUGCAUCAUAUAAGACUUAUUUGAGCUUUUUAUUUAGGUAGUAGUAAUUCGAUCAACCUUUAUUGAGCCACCUUUUACAAUAGAAAACUGUCAUGGCAGCCCCCCCCCCAAAAAAAAAAAUAAUAAUAAUGAAAACAGUAUGAAUACAGAAAUAAUGAUCAUGUUGCCUCAAUUUACCACAGAGCUGAUGUACUCGCAGAAAGUCAGGAUAUACUACUUUUGUUGUAUGAAAGUUUAUUGUCCCUUCUGCCAGCGAAUGAAAGAGCAUUUCAUUGUUCUGCCUGUCAGUGCAUCGUUGUAUGUCACUGGCAUAGAUAGAUGAUAUAUAUUUGUAAUUAUUGAACAAUAUUCAUAAUAAUAAGAGUAAUGCUGUAAACAUACGUCAUGUAUUUGUGAACUGUAUUGAAAGACAGAUUGAUGUUAUGUCAUGUUAAAUCCAUGCAAUAACAUUGAAAAGCAUUUUUCUCUUGUUUUUGUUCGCUGUUUGUGAAAUUUGUGCUCGUGUGCUACGUUCGCUCACAUCCUGCGCACCUCCUGGGGGCUAAGCCCACCCGGCCCAUAAAACGUAGUGACGCCUACGAGGUGAGUACAUAAAUGCAUUGUUUCCUUCUGUUAAUAUGACUGUAUUGAUUGUAAUGUAUAAAAAUGGGGAAAGGAAGUCAUGCAAGGCUCCUCUUUUUUUCAGUUAUUCAAAGUUCCAAAUCCUCUUAAGUCCCUCCGUGUACAUCUGAUUUAGGACUUGUGUGGUGUUCCGGCUCCUCCAGGAUGUCCACAGGCUUUCCUGUAUUGUCCAGUUGGGAGCGCCACUCUGGGUCUUCAAUGGCCUCCAGGAGUGCCGCCAGCUCCACCUCCAACUUGCCAACAGUGUCCUCCACUUUCUGCAAAAUACAGAGGGUAUAUUUGGGUGCUUAGAGCUGGAGUAUAAAUAAUGGAAUCAUCAGUCAUGAAUUAUACGAUCCCUUGAUUCAUAUGAAUAAUGCAACUGCUCAAAACAGUAAGGGAAGGUCAGAUGAAGUAUAAGAAGAGUUCUUGAUGAAUUUUUGAGACUUAAUGACUUCAGAAUCAGAAACUGGAUGUUGUGAUCAGCCGCAUUCUUGACUUGAAAAGAAACGUGGAGGCUUUUUAGGUAGUACAGAGAGAGCUUACACUAAAAGUAGGGAAACGAAACUUCCUCAGACCUGAUGUUCCCAAAUCACAAAGUUGAAAAUGACUAUUUGGGAGGGGAUUAAAAAAAAUAAUAAUAAAAAUAAUAAAAUCACCUUCUCCACUACAUCCAAGCGGUUAUGAAGACUUGUGUUUUCUUGACAUGCACUUGAAGGCACAGCUCGACGCGACCGCUCAGAGUCUGCCUCUGAAAGCGCAAUCAGCACACACGACAAUGAACGUACACGAUAAAUCAGACACAAAGCUGUCGACGGCCAAUCAACUGAACACGCCCCUUACAUACUAUAUGGGUCAAAUUUGACCUGUUUUGACAUUCAUCAGUGAUACUAAGAAUCUAAAUAUCAUUCUCACUGAAAUUUGAUGACUUCCUAAAGGACGGGUGUCAAACUUGUUUUUGUUGCGGGCCGAAUUGUAAUGACAAUUUCCCUCAGAGGUCCAUUAUGACAGUGAGACCAUAUAAAUGUUUGUCUCAACAUAUAGGAGGUAGGAGUCUGUCAGCAUGCCAUAUCUUGGCAUGACAAUAUUUGCCUGUACUGCUUGCAAAAAUGCUCCAAAUCUGUCA
Molecule: messenger RNA, 7301 nt
Organism: Phycodurus eques (leafy seadragon)
Lineage: Eukaryota; Metazoa; Chordata; Actinopteri; Syngnathiformes; Syngnathidae
Product: serine/threonine-protein kinase 32C-like
Exons: 12
Coding region: 332-1651 (439 amino acids)
Biological process (GO): G protein-coupled receptor signaling pathway; protein phosphorylation; regulation of signal transduction
Molecular function (GO): ATP binding; G protein-coupled receptor binding; G protein-coupled receptor kinase activity
Source: RefSeq, a predicted model, not a curated record